This is a messenger RNA of Mytilus trossulus (common blue mussel), 1124 nucleotides long. RefSeq names its product C-type lectin domain family 4 member E-like. The coding region runs from base 24 to 956 and encodes 310 amino acids. The record is from RefSeq and is a predicted model, not a curated record. Gene Ontology annotation, molecular function: signaling receptor activity. Lineage: Eukaryota; Metazoa; Mollusca; Bivalvia; Mytilida; Mytilidae. The transcript has 5 exons.
AGGAAAAAAGAAAGGCGACAAAAAUGGUCAAACCUAUACUUGACUUUUUAACUGCAUUGUGCUUUAUAGUGGCCAUUGAUUGUGCAUAUGUCAUUAACGUUCGUAAAAAUGAGCUUGUUCGCAAUGAGACCAGUAAUGACCUUCAUGGAAAGAUAUACCAUAUACCAUUACUUUUGGACAAUAAAGACAACUGUCAUCUUCAGCAAUUGACUACAGACAAACUUCUUCAAUUAAUUUGGUAUGGUGGUGCCAUUGAGGAGCCUUGUUAUGUCACAAUACAGCCUCUGAGUAAAUACGAUUCAUAUACACCGUUCUGUAUGGAGAUACAAGCAAAGAAUAUUCCAUGUGAGGGAAACCGUCCUUUGAUAACGUAUAAGAGCAAAUUGGACAAUUACCGGUUUCUUGAAGGGACUAUUCCAUGCAAAGCUAACAUUGAACAAGAGCGAUGCUUUACAAAGAAAACAUCGUUGACCGUCAUCUUUUCAUCCAUGGCCCCAAAACCCGCGACUUCGUCACUUUCAGUCCGAUUCUACACACAUAGGACUAAUACAGUAGAUAAUAAUGCGUGCAGCUAUGGAUGGAAAGUAUUUGGAAGUCACUGUUAUUACUUUGGAAGAGAUCAAAAGAAUUGGAUCGGCGCAAAGGAGUUUUGUGAAGAAAAUGAUAGCGUUCUUUCAAGAAUUGACACACCCGAAGAAAACGAAUGGCUUUAUAACCAUCAAGAAAAUGAUGAUAUGUGGACUGGAGGAAUAAGAAGCUUCUAUGGCGAUUUUAUAUGGUAUGAUAAUAGAGAGGACAUGAUGUAUACAAACUGGAAUUUCAUGGAACCUAGCAAUACCUAUAACAAUGAAGAUUGCAUGCUGUUACUCGUUACAAACAGCGGGAAAUGGAAUGACGUGAAGUGUUCGACCGAAGCUGAAUUUAUCUGCGAAAAAAGUAUUUCGGACAAAAAAUAGUAUUCCUAUUGCGUUUAUUUCAAUGUUUUAUUGUAUUAAUCUUAAAUAGUAAAAUCAAUAUGUUAUUACAAUUAUUAUUCAUUUGGGGAAAAAAAAAAUUCAACAUUGCAUUUGGUUCUGAAAUUGUGUAUGUUAUGAACCAUGUGACUGACAUAAUGUACUGUCUUG